GUUGUGGUUCAGUCAGUCGCUUUUCGCAAGUGGCGUCGAGCGGCAGGGACUCUCCACGCUCUGCUCCGCUCCCCUCCCGGCCGCCGCGCCGCCGCCGCUGGACCGAACGGCCGCCGGGCCCAAAAGCCGGGCCGAGAGAGCGCGCGCGUGUGCGUGUGUGUGUGUGUGUGUGUGUGUUUGAGUGUGUAUUGGACUUGGAUACCGUCGCGUUAGAUGACAACAAACAUGUUGCUCCGCGGGCUGCUGCCGGUGCUGCUGGUGUUGGCCGCGACCCUCGGCGCCCAGGCCCAGCGCCGCUACUCCAAGUUCGGCGUGCCGCAGAUCUACCAGCGGGUCUCCGGCGACCCGGACGCCAUCGUGUUCCCCGGCGAGGCGACGAGCGCCUUCCAAUCGCUCUACGAGGAGGCGGCCGGCUACGGCGGUGCCGGCAUCGACCGCUUCAGGCUCGCGUCCGAGGCGCUCUUCAGUAUCGCCGUGCGGCUGCAGAGCCUGCUCGAGGACCCCAACGCGCUCACCAGAAACGGACCGCGGGGCAACUUCCUGGUGUCGCCUCUGUCGGUGACGGCCGCGCUGGGUCAGCUGGCCCUGGGGUCGCGGGGAGAGUCUCACCGCCAGCUGGGCGAGCUGCUGUCGCUUCCCGGCCGGCCGGGCCAGGCCAACCGCAAGCGCUCCGUGAUGCAGCUGCACCUGCAGAUGGGAGGGCUGCUCGAGAUACUGCAGGCGGACGCUCGCAGCAGCCCCGCCUUCCAGCUGCACACGGCGUCCGCCCUGUUCGCCGCGCCAAACCUGCGCAUGUUCCCGCGCUUCAAGCGAGAGGUCAACGAAAUGUACAGCACCCAGAUCGUCUCCGUCAACUUCGGUGACCCGGUGGGCGCUCAGCGCCGCGUCAACGCCUGGGUGUCGCAGCAGACGCACGGCCGCAUCCCCCGCGCGCUAGCAGCACCGCCGCCCGCCUCCACCGCCGUCAUCCUCUCCAACUCGAUCUACAUGAAGGCGGCCUGGAGGUUCCCCUUCUCCCGCGAGUUUACCAAACCCGGCGUCUUCAGACCCAGUCUCUCCCAGCAGGUGUACCUCGGAAAAUCCCCCGUUUCAUUGCUUUAAAGUGCAUAACAAAAGUGUCACGCAAUACAGGCUGGUCCGAAGACCCCUUCCUUUAUUUUGCUUAUACUGUACCGCAUGCAGCCGUGCGGGCGGGCUUGCCUACCCUAGCGCCUUAUGGCCCUGUGCGAGUAUGCAACCCGGCCGCACGCCUGCAUCCGGUACAAUAUAAGAAAAAUUCUAACGCUAACGCGUUAACGGCCCCCUUAGAUUUUAACGUGAACACUGGCAUGUAUACAUAU
This is a messenger RNA of Frankliniella occidentalis (western flower thrips), 1340 nucleotides long. Its product is annotated as leukocyte elastase inhibitor-like. The record is from RefSeq and is a predicted model, not a curated record. Lineage: Eukaryota; Metazoa; Arthropoda; Insecta; Thysanoptera; Thripidae. Gene Ontology annotation, molecular function: serine-type endopeptidase inhibitor activity. The coding region runs from base 214 to 1101 and encodes 295 amino acids. The transcript is spliced from 4 exons.